AUGGAUAUCACAGAAGUUGGAGCUCCACAAGAAGAUCAUCUACUCGACCAUGAGAUCUCCUCAUUAAAUCACUUGAUAGAUGAUCUUCUACCCAUGCAGAUAAUGACGAAUCACAUUGUGAAUAAUGAAAAGGUUCUUUAUGAGAUAUUAGAUGAAGUACCGAAUGGUCGCAAAUCGAUGAACAAACUGUUUUAUUCCAACUACGUUCCAAAGAAGGGUGAUGUAGUCUUAAAUUCUUACCCUAGUGCACGAUUGCAAACAUUAUCGACCACCAUCGCAAAUGAAUGGCUGAACGCAGAAAGACAAAGCAUAUCUCAAAUGAACUCUUCUACCUUACAGAUAGAAGAACCUAUCCUUUUCUCAUGGAGAGAGAAAUCGCAAGGAACAAAAGACUCAAGAGGAAGUGUUGAUGGCGUGGAUGAAAUAAAUAAGGAGACGCCGACGGUACGACAAAUCACCAACCAUGUAUUGUUCAAGAAGGCAUCUGCACAAAUAAAAAAGCUUUCAAGUGAAAUAAGGAUGAUUGAACCAACUGAAAACGGAUUAGCCGGUGACAGGGACAGGGAGAUCCACAGACCUAAAAUAUUGACCUGGGCAAAUCCCGACUUCCAUGUGGAUCCAUUGCAAACCUUUGUAGCCACAAAGCUACCAAAAUCCCCAAAGAAUGAGCCAAAACCAGAGAAGAGAAACAGUACAAAGAGGAGAAGCUUGUUCGGGUUUUGGAGUGGUCGUCGCAAGAAGGAUAAGGAGAAGCUUACAGACACAAAAGAGAGAGGCUCACAUGGCGACAAACAACUGGUAUCUUCCACAUCAAAUGCUGACAUAGAUGAUCUAUCUGCUGAAGGCCAAUCUGAUAAAAAGACCCGGGCAACCGAAUUAGAGAGCGCUGGAUCGACGCAGCACUCAGGGAACAAAAAUCUCGAGUUUGAGUUGGACGUUCUUGUCUAUAAGAACAAAAACGAAGAGCAAGAGGAACCAGGUGAGCAAUUGGAGCAAGGGAAAAAGGAAGAGAAAUGCGAUCAACGUGAGAGAUGCAGCAAAAGCUUUGAGUCCGAUAGAACUAAUGAAAUUGAUAGACCCAAUGUUAAUAGCGAAGAUGAUCAUGAAUUCGGUGAUUUUGAGCAGGCCUCAGAAUUGCUCGACCAAGAAUCAAUCUCACGAACAAAUGACCAUGCAGAUUAUCCCUCUUUCACGGCGGCGACGCACAUGCCAAGCUUGCAAGACCAUACAGACAGCCCGGUAAGCAUGGAUUCUUUUGUUCUUCUUCAACCGAAAAAAAAGGCAGUCAAGUAG
Messenger RNA from Zygotorulaspora mrakii, 1293 nucleotides. RefSeq names its product Lft1p (gene LFT1). NCBI's taxonomy places the organism in Eukaryota, Fungi, Ascomycota, Saccharomycetes, Saccharomycetales, Saccharomycetaceae. Bases 1 to 1293 code for a protein of 430 amino acids. The transcript has a single exon. The record is from RefSeq and is a predicted model, not a curated record.